Messenger RNA from Gasterosteus aculeatus aculeatus (three-spined stickleback), 1302 nucleotides. Its product is annotated as regulator of G-protein signaling 2. NCBI's taxonomy places the organism in Eukaryota, Metazoa, Chordata, Actinopteri, Perciformes, Gasterosteidae. The record is from RefSeq and is a predicted model, not a curated record.
ACAACCCACAACUUGGUCGGAGGGAGAAACUAUAAAGUUCCCUGAAAAGUCAAGAGGGAGAAGGAGAGGAGAUUGCAGCAUGAGAGAAGAGAGCCGUACUUGUGUGUCAUUCCAAAACAUGGCGUUGACUGGCUGUACGACGCCAAAGGAGGCGCCCACAGAGAUGAAGAGGAAAAACUGGAGGAACAGAAUUGGAUUUCUUUUGAAGACUCACACUUCCAAGUCAUUAUUACAUCUGAAGAAACGAUCUUACAGGCCGACGGCUGAUGACGUGCAGCAAUGGGCGCAGUCGUUUGACAAACUCCUCGGCCAUGAAUACGGGAAAAGGGUGUUUUGGGCCUUUCUGAAGACCGAGUUCUGCGAGGAGAACAUUGAGUUUUGGACAGCCUGCGAGGAUUUCAGGAACGUCACGUCGUCCAAGGCGCUGGCGUCCAAGGCCAACAGCAUUUACGAGGAGUUCAUCAGCAGUGAAGCUCCCAAAGAGAUAAACCUGGAUUUCCACACAAAAAAUACCAUCGUCCAGAACCUCCGUGAGCCCACAGUGACCAGCUUCCUGGCAGCUGAGAAGAAAGUCUACAGCCUGAUGGAGAACGACUCCUACCCGAGAUUCAUUAACUCCAAGCUCUACAAAGAAAUGUGUGCCGCUGCCAGAGGGGAGGGCAGGCGCGUCGCGUCCUAGUCCAACUGGACACCCGCUCCUCCAGUCAUUUGUUUACCACUGUGACAAUGUGACCGGCCCGCUGAUGGUACCGCCUUGGGAUAAUAAUCCCAAAUGCAAAUCCUCAGCAUAAACAACGCCGUAAAAAUGCAGAUAAGCAUUUAUUUAUUUUUUCAGUGCUGAGAGCUGCGCAGGACGCGACCUGCUGAUGAGGCACUGCGCGCAGAUUUUCUUCCACCUUCGAUUAUUGUUACAUUUUAUAUCUCGCUGUUGGAAUUGAGGGCAGUGACGUGUUCCAGAAGAGAGUGUUGAAGCACAACUGUAUGAGGACCCGUGAUCACUGUCGAAACACUUUACUCUUUAACCGACGAAGCGUUUUGAAUGUAUUUAUACGCUGACAUCCACUUGAAGUCGUGCGUGAGCCUGGCUUUCACUGCCAUGUUGCUCUUCUGGAUUUGUUUGGAUCUGUUUGCACAAAAAGUACAAUUCUAACUUAUAAUAAUAAUACGUUGUGUAUUUUACAGUGUAUUUUCCAUGACAUAAUGUGAAAAUGUUGUGUUGUGAAUAUUGCUUGUGUUAUAUGUGAAUUUAAGAGGCCAGGCAGCUGGACUGCUCAAGAAAUAAAAUAUUUUUCAAUUCCAAAA